GUUAUGUCCUAAACUUUGAUGAGAACAGUGAACAUGACGUCAUUGAUACUGUACAAAUAAAUGCUGUUGGAGAAAAAGAUUUUUUCAACUUCAAUAAAUAUAAGAAAAUGACGACAAAGCCAAACAGAUUACACACUACCACAAUCAGACCCACGGUGAAAUUAAAGGGUAUUAGAUACGGGGAAUAUGCUGAAGCCGAUGAUGAUGUCGAAGAAGAGGUCGAUAAAGAAGCCGAUCUUAACAAAAGAAGUAAAAAAGUUUUGAAAACAUUUAAUGCAAAGAUAGGUGUUGGCGCAAGUAAAACCUUAAAGGCCGACAGUGGUAAUGAUAUAGUGAAAGAUCCGCUCGAUGCAAAGACUGAAAUUGUACUCAAAGCAAUAUCUGAUAAGACAAACGCUGUCCUAUCUAGAACAGGAUCCGAACAAAUUGACUAUAUAUCGCCAAGUCAGUCAAGCACUACGUCAACAUAUGCUAAAGAUAUCAAAACCAAACAGUUAGAUAAUGUGGAUCCAGAUAUUAUAAAUGUUGAUGACACUGGACUCAAGGCUGAACUAAGAGACACAGAUAUUUCUCCACGUGUAAAAGGUUAUCAAGCGGUCCAACAAAACAGAAAACCAUCCCCGUUGCAACAUUCAAACACGUUGGAUUCCAGGCUAGCUGGCAAUAAGGUAAACACUGGUAGUGGUGCUAAGCGACUUUCAACAGCAAAUGAUUAUGCUAGCCGCAGAAGAAGCUCUCUGUUCCGGAAACGCACAUUCGACAUUCCGAUUGGUCCAAGUACCGAUUACGCCGUCCCAGACAUCCAUUCAUUGCGCAUAGAUAAAACACAAAACUCUACGUUUGUGUUGCUAGUCACAUAUGCUCGUUCCGGGUCCACAUGGCUUGGAGAAAUAACCAACCAAGCGAAUCAGUCAUUUUAUGUCUUUGAACCGCUACAGAAGUUUAUUGUUCAAGGAUAUUACAAAGAGAACCAAGUCUGUUACAAUAACAACACAUGUCGGAAACCCAGAAUAUUUACAGAGACUUACAACUUUGCGCUUACCACGUUUCAUCGUUUAUUCACGUGCCAAUUAACAAAACUCCACCCAAAAGCAUUUAACGUCUUCAUAAAAAAUUUGAAAAGUCGCCAUUAUGCAAGGACUUUUAAAAGUUGCAUAGUAUCGUAUGGUUCAGUAAUGAAGUGCCUGCAAAGACUGGAGGAUAUAUGCAUUACAACAAAACAUCGGGUAUUGAAAACUAUCCGCAUUUCCAUGGAACUUGUUGACAUUAUGAUGAGCCUGUGGCCAAAUUUGAAAGUCGUUCAUCUGGUUCGGGAUCCAAGGGGUAUAACUAACUCGCGUCUCAGUAGCAGAACGUUUGCAAUGGCGCGGCAACUUGUUCCGCAUUCUAUAGACAUGUGCAACCGGAUGUUAGAUGAUAUUCAUCUUGAUGACGUAUUGAAAGCAAAAUAUUUUGACAGGUUUAGACUAGUUUUCUACGAAUCGCUGGCUGAAAGACCUUUAGAAGGAGCGAAAUUUUUGUAUGAAUUUCUUGAAAUGAAACUUACUAAAGAUGUGAUGAAAUGGAUUUAUAAUAGCACGCAUGCGCAGAAGAAAACCGGAUAUUAUGGUACAAUGCGGUCUGAUUCGGUGAAAAGCGCAUACCAAUGGAGAACUAGAUUACCUUUGUUUAAAAUUAGAAUUAUUGACAAACAUUGUAUGGAUGUUUAUAAAAUUCUCGGGUUCAUGAUUUUAAGCUCCACGGAAGAGCUUCUAGAUUUAGAUAUUCCUUCUAGACAGACACUGAACAAACCCUACUGGUUUUCAUAAUAUGAUUGUUAUAUUAUCAUUGAACUCAGAUCAUUUUCUACCAGUGAAUAAAUACAUUAUUUGUUAUAUUAACAUAAAAAUAUGAAAUCCUGAAAUAAUGCUAUAUUUCAAUAA
Ruditapes philippinarum (Manila clam) is the source of this 1922-nucleotide messenger RNA. RefSeq lists its product as uncharacterized. The record is from RefSeq and is a predicted model, not a curated record. Lineage: Eukaryota; Metazoa; Mollusca; Bivalvia; Venerida; Veneridae. Gene Ontology annotation, biological process: N-acetylglucosamine metabolic process; sulfur compound metabolic process. Gene Ontology annotation, molecular function: N-acetylglucosamine 6-O-sulfotransferase activity.